This is a messenger RNA of Monosiga brevicollis MX1, 1575 nucleotides long. RefSeq lists its product as uncharacterized. The transcript is spliced from 11 exons. Gene Ontology annotation, cellular component: centrosome; intraciliary transport particle B; Golgi apparatus. The coding region runs from base 192 to 1427 and encodes 411 amino acids. NCBI's taxonomy places the organism in Eukaryota, Choanoflagellata, Craspedida, Salpingoecidae. Gene Ontology annotation, biological process: intraciliary transport; non-motile cilium assembly. The record is from RefSeq and is a predicted model, not a curated record.
GCAAAAAGUUUCGAGUUGUGGUCGUCGUCUCGAUUUCGGGAGGCGAGAGCGCGUGUUGCUGCUGGCGACGGGCCUGAACGACGACCGUCUAGCCCUUGACGUGGCAAACAACGUGGCCAACUUUUCAAGGAUUGAGGGGAAGCUUUGAUUCCUGGCGCGGACGCGAGCCUUAAGGCUGCAACCAGACCGUCAUGGGUGAUACCCCACGUAAUCAAGAAGAUGAGGCGCCCAACCCCUACGGCACCUUCAUUUUGGCUGAGAACCUCACAGACAAGCUCAAGCUGCUUGAUUAUGACGAGCACUUCCUCAAAGCCCGCAAAGUUCCCCCCUUCCCUCGGCACUAUUUUGCUGUGAGUGUCAAUUCGAACGAGCAACUCUGGACUUUUGCUGCGCUCGUGUCCUGGCUGUUGGAGCUCUGCGGCCAAAACUAUCCACAGCCAGACGUGUAUGAUGACCCCAACGCGAUCAUCAGUGGCAUCAUGAUUGAGUUGCGCAAGCAGGGCAUGCCAACAGAUUUUCAGCAGAGUCGGCUCAAGCCCGGGUAUGGCCCAGAAAUCUGCCAGAUCCUUAAUAACCUUGCCCAGCAAGCACUCAAGGCCAAGCGUUGGCGCUGGGAAAAGCCCGUCCAUCGAGAUGAUGCCCUGCAGGACGCUGUGGAGGAAGUAACGGAUAUGGAAAUGACGGCCGCGGCCGUGCAAGACGACGAAGAGAUUGAAGAGGACUUUGACAUGGAGGAAGAUUUCAUUGAUGUAAAUGACGGACCCAUGGUGCGUUGGCGCUCCUCGUGCACCUUGCUUCACAAAAGUCUUCGUGCGGCGGUGUUGGAAUCCUCAACCACCUCUGCCGAGUGGAAGUUGGAGGUGGAGCGCGUCUUGCCACAGCUCAAGGUGCAGUUGCGCGCCGAAGCCAAGGAUUGGCGCAAUCAUCUCCAGGAAAUGGCCGAUAAUCGUACAGAGAUUGAACAGGCUCUGACGGAUACCAAGGCGCAUUUGACCAAGCUGCAAGGGGACGUGUCCAAGGUGCUGGAGAAGAUUGCGAGUCGUGAACGCUAUGUCAACACGCAGCUUGACAGUCUCAUCCACGAGUACCGCACAGCUCAGGAUACGUUCUCCGCAACGUCCUCCAAGUACAAGGAGGCAUCGGUGACGGUAACCGACCUAUCACGACAGCUGGCCUCGGUGACUGAGGAACUGGACGCGGUUAAAACACAGAUGGAUGAGCGAGGUAACAGCAUGACGGACACCAGUCCACUCCGCAACAUCAAAACUGCGUUGAACAAGCUACGGAAGGAGAUUAGCGAAAUGGACCUGCGCAUCGGCGUGGUGCAACACAUCUUAAUGUCAGCACAAACGCGCGACAAGGGCGAGCUGGUCAAUACGAUGAACGCGACGAUCAAGGAAGAUCACUUUGGCGACAAGUGGGAUUGAUUCCAGCGAGCCUUUGCAAGAUCCCAUGACCAUGAUCAUGCUCGUGUUCAUACUACCAUUCUGGCAGUUGCGUCUGCCCGUUGUGCGAUAUUGGCAGCGGUGGCUCAACGUGUCCCGGGCCAUGGCUUAGAGAAUUUACAUGUUAAUG